Molecule: messenger RNA, 2013 nt
Organism: Calypte anna (Anna's hummingbird)
Lineage: Eukaryota; Metazoa; Chordata; Aves; Apodiformes; Trochilidae
Gene: CZH18orf32
Product: chromosome Z C18orf32 homolog
Exons: 3
Coding region: 108-410 (100 amino acids)
Biological process (GO): positive regulation of canonical NF-kappaB signal transduction
Source: RefSeq, a predicted model, not a curated record
AUUUGCCUCGUGAUUUAUCCCAUCUUUCCGGUUCCGGUUCGGUGGUGGGUCCGGUAACGGUGCGGUUCGGCUUCGGGGCGCGGGUUGUCCCAGAGCAGGAGGAAGCCAUGGUGUGCAUUCCCUGCAUCGUCAUCCCUGUUCUCCUCUGGGUCUACAAGAAAUUCCUCGAGCCCUACAUCUACCCCCUCAUAGCCCCCUUCAUUAAGAGGGUCUGGCCCAAAAAAGCUGUGGAAGAAACAACCACCAUAAAAGAAAGUCCAGGAGAGAGCUCUGGAAAUCCUCGGGUUCCUUCAGCCACCAAAAGAGAUCAGGAGGAUGAGUUUGGAAUUUACAGAUUUGAAAGCAACGGUAUGGCAAAUGGGAUUGCUGCAAAGAGACCCCUGGAGGCUUCUGAGAAGAAAACAGAUUAAAGGAAGGAAUUUCUAAGGAUUUGGUUCCCUGGUGUCCAAUAUGAACUGGUGAUACUUUCCUCAGCUUCUGAGACUGGUUUUUCUUUGCACGUUUUACCUGAAUUCCAAGCCCUUAUCACUGAGAGGGUCUCUUUUGCCACUAAGAUGGCAGCUAUUAUAUUUCUUAAUUUAAAAUGUUGGCAGACUGAAGUUUUUUGUUUUUCCUCACUGGAACUGCUUUUCAUCCAUCAUCUGUCUAGUGUGAUUCAACUUAAGGGUCAAUAAUUUAUCACUAAGUCUAGCUUUGGGAGGGAAAUCUUAGCACCUUAGUUCCACUCUCUGCUAGUGCAACACUUCGGGCUUUCACCUUAAAAGCUGUUCCUGUCCUUGACCUUGCUAACAAAUGAUGAAUUGCACUGGAGCAAGAGAAGCAUCAUGGUUAAGUUAUGAAGAAUAAAGAACUUUUUCAUGUCACAUCUGUGAGCAAGCUCAAGGAGUUGUGCUCUCUGCAAAAAUGUACUUGGCUUCCUACAAGCAGAGUCUUGAUUUGCUAUUUCUGCUGAUUUUUUUCCUUGAAAUGUUGUGCCUUUUUUUUCCUGAAGAGGAGCAGAAGGGGCAUGGUACUUCCUGGGGUUUUUUUUUGUUUGUUUGUUUGUUUUUUUGUGGUGGUGGUGGUUUAAAAUGGUGCAGAGUUUGGUCUUGGAAAAAAAAAAAUUGAUGAAAGUCAAAUCUCUUCAACAAGCUUGUGAAAUCAGAAUGGUGAUGAAGCAGGAUUGUUUUUAUUAAUAUUAUCCUUCAUACAGUUGUUCUUAGGUUUCUGAGCUGGAAAUACCUAGUGGCAACAAAAGCUUUGAAAACCUGCAGGCAGGCCUCAGGUGAAGGUGGUCAUGAAGCUGCUGGCUUCAUGGUAAGAAAAUGAGCAAAGCCAAGUCCUGCUCUGCUUCCUCCUGGGAGGAUUUCUCCUUCUACUGACUUGUAGCUGAGGAGUUGGGGAGAGUUUGAGAUGUCCCUGUGCUUUGUAGGGGUUAGAAGUGGGCAUUCUCUCUGCCAAACCAGAGCUCUCCUUCAAAAGAUUCAAACCCAAACCAUUCCAGCAAUUUUUAGGAUAUAUCAUUUCCCCAAAAGCCCUACCUAAGAUAUGCUAAAAAAAAAGUGUUGCUUUUUUUUCUAUGUCCUUGAAUGCUCACUGAGCUCCAGCCUUGUUCUUCCCAACUGUGUUUUCUCCUCCCAGGUAAAUAAUUACUCCAGAAACUUCCUUGGUGCCUGCCAAAUGCUUCUGGGGAGGAAUAUUGUUUCCUACCACUGCUUGGUUUGGUCAGGUCCUGUGUGAAUUGAUCCAAAAUGUCAACACCUAGAUUUUGGCUGUUGCUCCUGUAAUGAGUUGAAACAAACAAAAAAACAACUCCAAGACAAGGCCAAAUAGUAUUUGCUCUCCCUUACUGAGCUGCUCUGUUAGGAAGUGAAUUUGUUUUUACUGCUUUAUCAUCCUUUGCAUCCUCCUUGGAACACAACCCCCCACCUUGAUCCACGUAGCAGUUUGCUCCUUCCCUUUGUGACAGUAAAACCUGGCUUUAUCCUGAGCAUGUGUGGUGUAAUUCCUCCAAUAAAGGGUAAAAACAGUAAU